Molecule: messenger RNA, 520 nt
Organism: Vespa crabro (European hornet)
Lineage: Eukaryota; Metazoa; Arthropoda; Insecta; Hymenoptera; Vespidae
Gene: Mpp6
Product: M-phase phosphoprotein 6
Exons: 3
Biological process (GO): maturation of 5.8S rRNA
Source: RefSeq, a predicted model, not a curated record
AGUAAGUCCUUGUAAAUAUAUAUUCGUAAAAAGAGAGGUUAAUAUCACAACAAUUAAGUAAUUCAAGUAACAAGGUGUUUUUCAAACAAUAACAAUGAAUCCAACUAAAUCAAAAUUAUCAAAGAGUAUUUUACAAAUGAAGUUUAUGAAGAGGACAAAAGAAAAAGUUGAAAAACAGAUGAUAGAGAAAGAAGGAGAAGAAUAUUUCAGUGGUCAACUCUCAAUUCAGAUGAAAAAUGAAUCAGAGAAAUUUAUCAUUGAGCCCAGUUACGUGUUUUGUGAAAAAUUGAUUGAUGGUAGACUGAGUUUCCAGGGUAUGAAUCCUGAAUUAGAAAAAUUGUUAGAAAUAGAAAAUGUUGAUAAGCAGAUAGAAUUGGAGAAAAAACAAGAAGCAGAUGUAACAGAUGAACAAAUGGUAAAACAAUGGAUAAAUCUUAGAAAAAAGAAGAACAAAUUUAAAAGAACAAAAAAAAUAAAAAAUAAUAUUAAUCAACCUUUGAAUAAAAAACCAAAAUUUUUA